Molecule: messenger RNA, 1047 nt
Organism: Cladocopium goreaui
Lineage: Eukaryota; Dinophyceae; Suessiales; Symbiodiniaceae
Source: the annotation of a GenBank genome assembly
AUGCUGAUGGCUUCAACUUGCUUGGUCCUUGUGCUGCUGGUGCUGUCAGAUGUGGUGGCGGCUGAGAGGCUCAAUGACCAUUUCGAAAGCCAGCAGGAGGCAGUGGCUGAAGUGUCUAUUGCGAACGUAGUGAGAGUACAGGUGGCUGAAGGGAGCUGGUUCGACCUCAACUGGACAAGGCCAGAGACCCCAAGGCUGGACGCCAUUUCGAGCGCUCCGAGCUCCAUGAUCCAGUCGGAGUCGCCGCCAAGCUGCGACGAUGCUCGAUGGACGGCCGGGUUCAAAACGCUGGGUAAAGGUGCAUAUGGAUCAGUUUACACCGUGCAAGACAACAAAAGGAGUCUGAUGAUGUCAGGAAAGAAACAACGUUUCUAUGCCGCGAAAAUCCCUAGCAAAGGGGGAGAGGAAGAAGCUCGACGCGAAAUUGAAGUCCUGACAAAGACGAAGGAACUCAACUGCCUCCAUGUGCUGAAGUUGGUGGAGAAGGACCCCUGUAUGAAGAUCUCCGGCAAGGACUACUUUUUGAAAGAUUCCUUUGUAGUGGAUCUUUUGCCAUCUGACCUGCACCAGAUCCGAAGCUCGGUUCCUGCCAAGUGUUUCCGACCGGUCUUCGACGCCAUCCGUAGUGGUCUGGACUGCUUGCACAAGGCUGGCUAUAUACAUGGGGACCUGAAACCGGACAACGUCUUGUUUGAGGCCACGGAUGAUGAUGGAUGUCCCACCGGCAUUCAGCUUGCAGAUUUCGGCCUUUCCAAGAAGAUCGGCGAGUUCACUCCCAAAUUCCCUUUCCCGUUUUAUCUACGCUGUUACCAUGAACCUGCUACAAUGUUUGGAGAAAUCCCGGAUAUGUUCAAUGUGUCAGCAUGGAAACCUUAUGGAGGACGUAUGAAAUGGCACUUCCAAGCAGACCCUCGCUUGGAUGAGUGUUCCUUUGCCCUUCUGAUGUACAAUCUUUUCGGGGAAAGAGUGCCAGAGAUUCAGGAGGAGUUGGGGGGGCGGGGAGCCUGCGGCCCUAUGGGGCCCAAGCGGCUGCUCGAGAUGCCCUAA